CUCUGGGUUACGUUGAGUUUCCGUCAGCUCCUGCCCCACCGAAGUAUCCACAGGGCUCUUGGUAGUGGAAGCUGUUUGUCCUGCGACCAUCACCCUAGAUCCUGGGCACAUACAGGAAGUCAGGGGAACGUACGGUACAUGCAGGAGACACCGUUCUGCCUCAGUGUUGGACACCUUCUCUCCUUCACCAUGUCAGACUCCAACUCAACCGACGUCACCAACCCCUCCACUUUCAUCCUGCUGGGCAUUCCUGGCCUAGAGGCAGCCCAUGUCUGGAUCUCCAUCCCCUUCUGUGCAAUCUAUGCCAUAGCCCUCUUGGGAAACUUUGCCAUCCUGUUCAUCAUAAAGACAGAGCCGAGCCUCCAUGUGCCCAUGUACUAUUUCCUCUGCAUGCUGGCCGUCACCGACCUAGUCCUGUCUACAUCCAUCCUACCCAAAAUUCUGAGCAUUUUCUGGUUCAAUUCCAGGGAGAUCAAUUUCACUGCAUGCCUUACUCAGCUGUACUUCAGUGUCAGCUUCUCUACGAUGGAGUCUGGGAUCCUCGUGGCCAUGGCUUUUGAUCGCUAUGUGGCCAUCUGCGAUCCCCUGAGACAUUCCACCAUCUUGUCAAACCCCAUGGUGACCAAAAUUGGCCUGGCUCUGGUGCUGCGCGGCGUCAUACUCGAACUGCCCUAUCCCUUCCUGGCGAGGAGUUUGCCAUAUUGCAGAACAAACAUCAUUCCCCACACGUACGGUGAGCACAUAGCUGUGGUGAAGCUGGCCUGCGCCGACAUCCGUGUCAGUAGUUACUACGGCCUCUCUGUGGCAUUCUUCGUAGUUGCUCUGGAUGUGUCUUUUAUCGCCGUGUCCUAUACCCAGAUCCUCAGGGCCAUCUUCAGACUCCCAACAAAGGACGCUCGACUAAAGACUUUUGGGACCUGUGGUUCCCACCUCUGUGUCAUCUUAGUCACUUACAUCCCAGCUCUCUUCUCCUUCCUCACGCAUCGGUUUGGGCACAAUGUGGCUCUGCAUUUCCACGUUCUCAUGGCCAACAUGUACCUCCUGCUGCCCCCCAUGCUAAACCCCAUCAUCUAUGGGGCGAGGAACCAACAGAUCCGGGAUAGGAUGCUCCAGCCCUUUACUCAUAAAGGGACCUAA
Mauremys reevesii (Reeves's turtle) is the source of this 1137-nucleotide messenger RNA. RefSeq names its product olfactory receptor 52K2-like. The record is from RefSeq and is a predicted model, not a curated record. The transcript is spliced from 2 exons. Gene Ontology annotation, cellular component: membrane. Gene Ontology annotation, molecular function: olfactory receptor activity; G protein-coupled receptor activity. Gene Ontology annotation, biological process: G protein-coupled receptor signaling pathway. NCBI's taxonomy places the organism in Eukaryota, Metazoa, Chordata, Testudines, Geoemydidae. The coding region runs from base 139 to 1137 and encodes 332 amino acids.